UGAACGGGAGGUUGGAUCAGCAGUGCUCACAUAAAAGGCGAACGCUGCUCCUGAAAAGCCAGGAGUGUGCUGGAGAGUGAGUGUGUUAGAGGGAGCCUCUCUGACUCUCGCACCAGGGGAGCCAGUCCCACCGCUGGGCGCCGCAGCCAGCACCGACAGACAAUUUGCAUUGCCAUAUCCACCCCCCACCCACAUCCAGAGCAAAGAGGCACUGACAGAUGGAGAGCGGCAAGCAUGGAAUUGACGGGAUUUCCCCACAGUCUGUUACUGAGAUAUUUAAGGCGGCAGAUCUGCAGAUUGAAAUGGUCCAGACGUCAGCCAAGAAGCCAGACCCGAACCAGCUUGUGUUCGGGACUUCAUUCAGCGACCACAUGUUGAUGAUUCAGUGGACGGCCGCAAGAGGCUGGGAGAGGCCACAGAUUAAACCACUGCAGAACCUCUCACUGCACCCUGCAGUGUCAGCUCUACAUUACUCAGUGGAGUUGUUUGAAGGGCUGAAAGCCUACCGCGGAGUGGAUAAUAAGAUUCGCCUGUUCCGACCCAUGUUGAAUAUGCAGAGGAUGCUGCAGUCGGCCAUUCGAGCCUGUUUACCUAUCUUUGAUCCCAACGAGCUGUUGGAGUGCAUCAGGAAGCUGGUGGAGAUAGACAGGGAGUGGGUUCCAUAUUCAAAUGCUGCCAGUCUCUACAUCCGACCAGUCUUCAUCGGAACAGAGCCUUCUCUUGGAUUGAAGAUAACAACAAAAGCGUUGCUGUAUGUGAUCCUCAGUCCAGUCGGACCUUAUUUCUCAAAGGGGACCUUGGACUCCGUGUCCCUUUGGGCAGAUCCGAAAUAUGUCCGGGCAUGGAAAGGAGGAACGGGGGACUGCAAGGUCGGAGGAAACUAUGGUGCCUCACUUUAUGCACAAUCUGAAGCCUUGGCUGCAGGGUGUCAACAGGUUUUGUGGCUCUAUGGAGACGAACACAAUAUAACGGAAGCAGGGACCAUGAACCUGUUUCUUUACUGGAUAAAUGAGAAUGGAGAGGAAGAGUUGGUAACACCACCACUAGAUGGCGUGAUAUUACCUGGAGUAGUGAGACAAAGCAUUUUGGAUCUUACACGCAAGUGGAAUCAGUUCAAGGUUGAAGAGCGCUCUGUCACAAUGAAGGAACUCGUCAAUGCAUCAAAGCAAAACCGGGUCAAGGAGAUGUUUGGUUCAGGAACUGCUUGUGCCUUGUGUCCAGUAUCACAGAUCCUGUAUCAGGGCGAGAACCUGCAUAUUCCAACAAUGGAAAAUGGGCCAACGUUAGCAGCUCAACUCUUUGACAACCUUGCUGACAUACAGUACGGAAAAAUGAAGAGUGACUGGACAUUGCUGGUGGUCUAAAUGUCAGAGUGUAAUUGAAAGCAGAUUGGGUGAAGAGCUGAGCAGCAGGUGGGCUAAAUGUCAGAACAACACAAGCUGCAGUCCGUUGGCUGUGAACAUCUGAUGAAGGUUCCUGACUGCUGUUCACACCAAAGUAAAGCACAAAACAUUUUGUAAUACAGACAGGAAUUAUAAUUGUGUGUAUCGUAGCACUCUCUGUUCACUAGAGGACCAAAGUCAAACCAGCAAUCGAGUGUCAGGCACUGCAGUGUUUUCUCACGUUCUAAUUGAGCUUUGUUUGAUAGGCUUCAGUGCAGGUCCUAUUCACAGGUCUCUCUCGGGUUUUGCAGCAACCCUGUGUGAUGUUGACUCGCAGUGUUACAGACAUUUUGUCAGCCGUGACAUAUGACUAGAUUACCCUCUGGCCAGGAUGUCAGGGCCUGUUGAUUCAGUGUGUUUCACAUGCGGUCAGCAACCGAGCAAGAACGGAAUUUGUACAUGAGCCCUCAUUGAUGAGCUGCUGUUAGGCUAGUGAACCGUACAAAAUGGGAGCUAAUUUUCCCAACCAAACUAAAAUAGAUUAAUGUCUGGAAUUGGGGUCAACAUCACAUUAUAUUUUAUGCUCAUGGAAUCCUAAAUGUCUUUGAAUCAUAUUGUAUCAGUAAUAGUGACACACAAGCAGUGAUCCGAAACUAGAAUUGUAACUGCGUAGUUGUAAGGGUUGAAAAUGCCAAAUAAAGAUUCCUCUGAGUGAAUUGCAAAGCUGUAAGCCAGCCUCAGAGCUCAGACAAUAAGCCUUUAAUAUAUCCCUGACACCUUAUUAUCUACUAUAUCGUGGUAUAAUAUUUACUGUCCCAUUGAGUUUUGAAAGGUAACAUAUAAAUGAAUUCUUCUACAUUUGUUCUUGAAGGUUAGGUAACACCAGGGUCUGUACUUAUUCCUGGUGCUUUGUUACCCUGGAAAUAAAAUGCAAUUUGAAAGGUCCAAGUGUGAGAUUUGAAAAUGUGAGAUUGGAGUCGCAAAUGGUUUCAAUCAGGUCAGGGCGCAACUCGAGUAGAUUUUAAUUUGGGAGGUUUAUUAAGGAAUAUGGAACUAAGGCAGUCAAACAGAGCUGUGAUACAAAUCUAACUCAUAACAUAAUCUAACUGAUUGAUAGAACAGGCUCAAAGGAUCGAAUGGUCUCCUCUUUAUGUUCUUCAAUGACAAUGAGCCCCAUCCUUAGUUGGUGCCUAUCCCUAAUUGCCCCUGGGAAGGUGAUAGUGACUGGUGUUAGUGAGCUGAUGCAGUCACAUGUAGGCCAGAGGAGGUAAGGGCUGCAGAAUUCCUUUCCCAAAGGACACUAGUGAACCAGAUGGGGUUUUAUUUAAUGACAAACAAUAACAGUGACCACAAUUGACAGUAGCUUUCAAUUCCGAUUUAUUAAUCAGUUAAAUUUGUAUCCCACCAGCUGCCAUAGUGGGAUAUGAUUUGGAGAUGCCAGUGUUGAACUGGGGUGUACAAAGUUAAAAAUCACACAACACCAGGUUAUAGUCCAA
Messenger RNA from Chiloscyllium plagiosum (whitespotted bambooshark), 2878 nucleotides. RefSeq names its product branched chain amino acid transaminase 1 (gene bcat1). Gene Ontology annotation, biological process: L-leucine biosynthetic process; L-valine biosynthetic process. Gene Ontology annotation, molecular function: branched-chain-amino-acid:2-oxoglutarate transaminase activity. The record is from RefSeq and is a predicted model, not a curated record. Lineage: Eukaryota; Metazoa; Chordata; Chondrichthyes; Orectolobiformes; Hemiscylliidae. Gene Ontology annotation, cellular component: mitochondrion.